AUAACGAAGCUUCGGAAUUACGAAUGUAUGCGUUUUUUUCAUUCCUGUGAGGCUAAGCUACUGAUAUACGCCAAAAUGAGGACCCAUUCACGCCCAUUUUUAUUCUAUAUAUCAGUUGACAAAUGAAAGAAAUUAUGAAUCCUAUUGUGACGUAAAUGACGUCACACAAAAAAUUUUGGCAAUGAAGCGUGACAUGGUAAAUAAUCCACUAAAGGUUGAUGUAUGAAUACAUCGUUACGCACGCUAUCUGCAUCUAUUGUUCAUCAAGUUCCCCUCAGAAGAAUGGAAAAAAAAUGGUUUUGUGAUUCAUAAUAUUUUGAAUUCAUCCUUACUGACCCGAUUCAAAGUGCUCCUGAAAAUAAAAUGGGAGUAUUAUUUUCAGGACUCUGAGCUGAUAACCGUACAUGAUUCUUGACAAUGGAUUCUUUUCGAAGUCAGUUUGCGGUAGCUCUGAUUCUUCUAUUUUCAACAAUAAAUGGACAAAAAAACCUAGUUCAGGUGGAGGAUGCCGAAUGCUGCUCUGAUAUCCCAGUGUCCAGCAACAUGGGUGCUCUGGGGUCGAGAUGCCCAACAUCACAACUUGAGACACAGUGUGGACAACGAGGCUGCUGUGUUGCAAUGAACCAAACGUCAGAGAGCACGGUAGCAGAAACGUAUCGUCCAUAUCCUUGCAUCGGUUCUGAUGACGUCAUAGAACCAUGGUAUGUUUGUGAUGGUAUAAUUGAUUGUCCUCAAGCAGACGAUGAAAUGUACUGUGGGAUGCACGUCUGUGCAGUGACAAUAUUCGAUGGCCCAUCGGCCGAUAUACAGGCACCUUGCCCUUACUCCGAGGAUUGUUACACUCCGACUGGCUCGUGUCUCGCCAGCGAACUGUGCCCCAAUCGGGGGCGCAAUGCAACAGUCAUUGCUAAUCUAUGUGUUGAUCCAUGUCCAGCGAAUUGCCUUUGUGACGCCCUCACCAUGAUUUGCUCUGAGUAUGUAGGAGAUGGCAGUGAAGUGGAACCAAUAGUACACCCGCGCUUGUUGCAAUUUGGCCUUGUAGAUGUAAGAGAAGGCGUUGUCAUAAGCAAUACAUCGAGUACUACGAAUUAUGGAUCAACUCUUCUUUUGAAUCCAUCCGACAUUCCCUACGUUAAUACGCUGGGUAUUGUUUCACCUGUUCCACUGACUGAACAUUUUCACCUUGAGAUCGAGGAAAAUGCCUUUGCACAGAAUUCCUUUCUACUUACACUGGUUCUGCAAGGAAGUACAUUGGAUACCCUGACUGAAGGAAUGUUUAGCGGACUCUCAUCUCUGGAAUACCUGAACCUGGAUGAUAAUCUUAUACAUAACAUAACGGUUGAUUCCUUCGCCCGUUUAACAAGGUUAAUAACGCUGUCACUGGCAAACAAUCAACUCACCGUUAUCGAAUCAGGCUCAUUCGAUGGUUUACACGAUCUGAGGUCAUUAAAUCUGGAUUACAAUUUAAUUUCUGUUAUCGCGGAGGGAACAUUUUACGACUUAAUUCAACUCAGAGUUUUGUUCCUGACAACAUCAGAAAUACAGCAAUUUCCGUUAGAGAUCUUCGAAGGCUUGGAAGGACUUGAAUCUAUGUAUGUUACUGACUUCCGUCUUUGCUGCCGAGUAGCCAACCUGAAGGAGUGCGUUGACUACGAGCCUGUGCGAUUUUCCUCCUGCUCUGGUCUGCUCGAAUACCAGGCUCUCGGCAUUUGCAUGUGGCUCCUUGGAGCUUCGGCCUUUUUCGGGAACGCAUUCGUCCUGGUGAUGCGACUCCGGGCUCAAAGGGACCUCAAGAGAGCCAGAAAGACGGUCAAAAUUCAAUCGAUUCUGAUUAUAAACCUUGCCACGGCCGAUCUGCUGACAGGACUUUAUAUGCUCGUUUUGGCAGCGGCAGAUACAGCGUUUGGGUCAGAGUACUUCGUCCAUGCCUCUGAGUGGCGGGAAGGGCUGCCCUGCAAAAUAAUUGGAAUCCUCGCUUUGUUGUCCGGCGAGGCUUCUGUUCUUAUCCUGGCUCUUAUCAGCAUCGAUCGUCUUCUUGUAGUGGUCUUCCCCUUCGGACCAGUCCACCUUUCUGUUAGGUCAGUGAAGAUCUGGGCUGCCGUGAUCUGGAUCUUUUCCACCAUAGCCGGUAUUCUGCCUCCGAUCAUUACCUCUGCUUUGAGCGAGGACGCGGUAGGCUAUUUCUAUAUCUACUCGGACGUCUGCCUCGGUCUUCCACUUAUUCGCAGCACCGAUGUUGAUUUAGUUGUCGAAGCGUACGAUUACGAAACGGGAAACGUCGACUAUACUUUGAAUUAUAUAGCAAACGGAAAAUAUGCUUAUUACGCCAUCCUGCUAUUCAUUGCUUUAAAUCUGUUGUGCUUUCUCAUUAUCCUCUUCUCCUACGUCGCCAUCUUUGUUUACGCGCGUCGUACGGCGCGCAGGGCAAAGCGCACACCUGAAAGGGAACAGGAAAUGCGACUCGCCGCGCGCAUGGCCUUGAUUGUAGGUACGGACUUCUGUUGCUGGAUGCCGAUCAUCAUCCUCGGUAUCCUCACGCAAACUGGCGCAGUCUCCGUUUCUACGCAAAUGUACGCAUGGUGCGUCGUUUUCAUCAUACCCAUAAACUCGGCAGUAAACCCUUUCCUAUAUUCCUUCGGCGAGGCAUGCACGCGGGGAAGACGAGGUAUUCGCAGUUAUUCAUCAACUCCGGUUGCAUCAAAUUCCGGAUCAAACUCAGAGCAGAAUUCCAAAGGAACAAAGACAUCUCUCAUUUGAAGUAUGAGGAACUCUUCCUUCAAUACCAUCUUCUUAAAAUCUAUUCUGUUCCACACUAUAAACACACUGGUUGAUUUCAAGUCCGAUGUUGGCCUUGGUGUUGACAUUUAGAUUGCUUCCCCUAGCUCCAAAAUUUAUUCAGAGUUUGUGAAACUGAUCCAGAUCAUAUUUUUGACAUCUCCAAAACUAGUGACUUUUCGGGAUCAUCUUCAAUUUAUGUUUGGUGUUAUAGUCGUGUAAACAUUGACACAACACGAAAAGGUCAACACUGAACUUGAAAUCACCCACUGUGGUAUACACUGUGUUCAAGUAGGUUUUCUAAUAGGGUUGUUCUACAGUCACACACUGGCGAAGGUAGCUCCAGUGCGACAAAAGCUAAUAUAAACGCGUUAGGUACUUUAUCAAUCAAAAGUCUGUGUUACGUCUUUUAGCAGAAACCAUGAUAUUAAGGCACUAUGCGUCUUUACAUAGUGGCUUCCUGCAUUCAACAUUGGGCAUUCUUCGUAAACAUCAGGACGCGGAAGUUAGGGUCCCGUAACACAAAGACUAGUGAUUAAUCGUACACUCCAUGUUUACGAUUGAUUGUACAUUAUAGUCAAUAGGAUCAAUUGGAGAAAACUGUUAUACAAACAUUGCUAAGCUUUGUGUUACGGGCCCUUGAUCUGCGUUUCGUUUGCAAAGUUCUUUCAUGCGACACAAUGCAUGCCUUUUGUGGAGCGUUGUGGCCCAGUGGAUUAGUCUCCGGACUUUGAAACAGAGGGUUGUGGGUUCGAAUCCCAGCCAUGACGUAAUUUCCUUCGGCAAGAAAUUUAUCCACAUUGUGCUGCACUCGACCCAGGUGAGGUGAAUGGGUACCCUGUAGGGUUUAUUCUUUGAACGCUAUAGCGCCUAUUAAUAUGGCGGCUUAGCUACAGCCGGGGUAAUAAUAUGAUACCAAGUAUCAAAGCGCAAUUGAGUAUAUGCACAUAGUAACUGCGCUAUAUAAAUAGACAUAUUAUUAUUAUUUAGUGAGAUGUACGUACGAGACUGGUCAUCACAGCAUGCCCGGGGCCUGACUCCGGGACUGUUAUACUGCAGACGCUAAGCUUGAGAUAUGAGAAACGCUAGAUUGAAUGUUCCCGUUGUAGAUGCGAAAGGUAAACAAAAAAUUAUCAUGUCACAAAACUUGCAUUGCAGGACAGCGUUUAAGACGGACCCAAAAGUAUUUUCCAAAAUCAAAUACUGUCCUUAAGGUCCGUACGCAUUGUACAGCGAAAAGUCUGGACUGUUUUGUCUAUGAGGAAGGGUAAGAAUUUGUAUAUAAUAGAAAAGACGCAGCUCUUACUUUAGACAAGAUAGGUCAACAAACCUGACAAACGAUCAAGUUAAGUUUGAUAAUAAUAGAGUCGUAUGAAAAAAUGUCUUUUGUGGCUUUUCUUUUAAUCUUUAUCACAAGAUUUCAAAUGAAUACAUCAUCACUGGACAUACGACUGAUUCUUUUUACAUAAAACGUUGCCAUGGUGACAAGGGUGUGCUAUAAACUGUGCAUACUUUUUAUCAUCAAAGGUGAGCGAGAAAGACAAACUCGAUGAGGUCUUAGGUACAGGUUCCAAAAUCAUUGAAACGGUCAUUACAACAGCGGUGGUAAUAAGUAAAACGUUGAGUCAAGAUCAAAUUAUAGUUCUUAGAUUGAUCUUAAAGUUGAUCUUGUCUAAAACAGGACUAUAUCAAUAAUAACAAUAAACAACUAAUCAAAGUCGUGAACUCACAAAAUUUCAUCAAACUAUCGUUCCGGGAAAGUGACAUUCCAAUUGCUUUAUCACUUCUAUUGUACAAUCCAUAAUUUUACUUUAAUAUUAUCAAUGGAACAGUACUUUCUUUUAGUAUUUGCUUUACGACAUGCGUAUGUAUCUUCCUUUUUUGAGGAAAUAUCUUUUGUAAAUUAAAAUGUUUACUGAAAUAAAAAUAAAA
Molecule: messenger RNA, 4707 nt
Organism: Lytechinus pictus (painted urchin)
Lineage: Eukaryota; Metazoa; Echinodermata; Echinoidea; Temnopleuroida; Toxopneustidae
Product: G-protein coupled receptor GRL101-like
Exons: 14
Coding region: 418-2757 (779 amino acids)
Biological process (GO): hormone-mediated signaling pathway; adenylate cyclase-activating G protein-coupled receptor signaling pathway; activation of adenylate cyclase activity
Cellular component (GO): plasma membrane
Molecular function (GO): G protein-coupled peptide receptor activity; protein binding
Source: RefSeq, a predicted model, not a curated record